Messenger RNA from Pseudo-nitzschia multistriata, 2985 nucleotides. The record is from the annotation of a GenBank genome assembly. NCBI's taxonomy places the organism in Eukaryota, Bacillariophyta, Bacillariophyceae, Bacillariales, Bacillariaceae.
CAACAGAGGGACCCAGUUCUCGAUUCCACUCUCAUUUCGUAAUGGCCCUGUAACACCACAGCUCAUCUAUUCUCACUGAUGAGCACAGGCAUCGUAAAUCAGAAGGAAUAGAUUUCCACCAAAACCGGCAUCUAAAUGUUACUCUUACCUAAACGAAUCCUCAAUUUAUAAUGCCACUAGAAAUCAACCCAAGGAAAGAAAGGAUCCGACGACAAGAAAGGCAACGUCGUCGGCGUCCAGAAGAACUAUGUUUUGUKUUSAAUACAAGGAAGUACUGGAGGACUGUUAAUUACCUAAAAAUUUCAUUGCUUUUUCUUUUGUWCUGCUUCGGGACGACACUCUGGAUACUGUGCACUCAUAUUGAUGAAAUUGGAAGCAGCAAGGGUCCUUGGGAUACCCAUCAUUAUUUGGUGGACGGCAGAUCCUUUGUUUCUCCCAAGGCAGACCAAACGAAGCCAUCAUUUCCUUCAUCGGAGGAGACAAGAACUCSUGAAGAAAGCUCAGUCAGUCACCUCAUUUCUGCUGAAAAGACCRWUGAUGGCAUGUUCGGGGCUGUCUUGAAAGAGUUYGCCUGUAGGGUUUUAUCACGGCACGUUACRAGUUCAAAUGUCCUCGUGGUUGCACCUGGUGCUGUUUCGUUUGCUAAGCAAGCUUUUGAGACGAUAAAUCCUAAGCAGGUACACAGUAUUAACAUGAGCCAACAGGAUUCAAUAGGUGCUGCUUUUGUUCGAUACGGAGUAGCCGAGGGUCAUACUAUCCAUGCAAUCAACAAUUAUUUCAAGAACCGAUCGGGUGUUGAGAAGUAUAUCCCAACUUUGGAUGAUUGGUGGAGUUCUUUCGACGGCUUGACUAACUCAGAAUCACAUGGACCGUUAAAAAAUGCUACCCAUUCCAACUUUUGGUGGUCGACUAGCCCUAAGGAGGUACCAAAAUGGAUUCUACUUGCAGUCUUUGAUUCGCCAUUUGGUUUGGAGGACUCUGUGUGGAAGAAUGCGGAUUCGUUUCUUGAAAGCUGUACCGUGACAUACCUUGUGAUUGCUCUUCACGCAAUCAGAUUAGGAGAUGGAUCUUAUAGAUUYGGUGGAAUGGGUGCAGUAGAGUCGCUUUUACGAAAGAGAUACAAAGUACAGACUUUGUCUUGCUCWCAUUAUCACGCCGAACAAAGUAAUGAAAGAGACAUUUUUGACCGGUACGGUCCCAAUGCCUUGUUCCAAUCUGUUGAACAAUUGAAAGGCUUUCUGAAAUGGGGAGCUGACGCGUCAUACUUUCAUGGGGAAUCGAAAGGUGAAGUGUUUACAAGUUACAUUUUCGCAACACAAGGCCUGGAUCUAGCAAUUCCAACGGCACAAACAUACUUCCAGUACGGGGAAAAGGAAAUUGACGUUUUCGGUGAUCAGGUAAUGAAUCAGCUCCCACCUCUCAAAUCAUGCCCCGAAACAAAGAAUAAAAACAUGCAAUUCAGCUUCAAUGAGGUCAGUCUAUCUUUUGCGGAAUGGCGAAUAUGUAUCAAUAUAUCCUUAUAAUUUGUUUCUUGAUUUCUAACGUAAUAUUUGCGGAUUAUUCCGGAUAGAAUUCGUUGCGGCUAACCUUGUCAGACAGCGAAUCGAUUGAAUAUUUGGAGGAGGAUUUAUGGAGCGAAGGAAAUGAAGAAUUCUCGUUUYGGAUGAACGGGAAAACAUUGUCGGAWUCAGAAGCUUUGUGCAUACACCACAAGGCUGGGGURAGUCGAUGCAAGACUCGAAUAUCCAAUGAAAAUAUCUCCAAGGACUUGAUUUCCGGUAAUACGAAGAGUCCGAAUGUGCUCUUGUUGCUUUUAGAUCCAAUAAGUAGGUCACAUUUCGACCGAACUAUGCCAGAGACUAAUGAAAUCCUUCGCAAACUGGAUUUUCUCAGAUUCGAGAGAUAUACAGCAGUCGGGCCUAAUUCAGGACCAAAUCAAUCAGCYUUGUACUCGGGAAUAAAGUUGGAAAAGCGAGGAAAUCUUCGUCAYGAUAGCGAUAGUGCCGAUAAGUGGCUGUGGGACCGACUGAGGAUAGCAGGCUAUAUCACAUUAAAAGGGGAAGAUAGCUGCAUAGAAAACUCAAACAUGAUGCAAAGCCUGGCACCGAAUACGACGCAUGGAAGCGCUCUACAAGGACUAUUUUGUUUUGAUGCMUUUGCCCGUCCGAAUUGUAUAGGGCCUGAUCUUGCAUCGUCGCUUCUUCUUGACUAUGGAGAGCAGUUUAUCUCAAGAUAYGAAAAGUUGAGGAGAUCCAGCCAUCCAAAUUUACGAUGGGCAUCGUUCAUGCAUUUUGUCGAUAGCCACGAGGACACGAUGGUAUUGUCAGCUACCCUUGAUUCUGGCCUGUCUAAAUUUUUGGAAAGGAUUGAAAGGAAGGGYUACUUCGAAAAUUCAGUCAUUAUUGUGACCUCUGAUCAUGGCCUUCACUAUGGACCGAACUUUCCAAGUAGACAAGGCCGAAGAGAAGCAACUGAACCUAUUCUAUACAUUCACAUUCCAUCURUCGUYAGAGAUCAAAUUGAUAUGAAUGCAUUCACUUCAAAUUCACGGAAGUGGACAACACCGUUCGAUGUACAUGAAACACUUCUAAAUUUAACCCAAACGUCCACGAAAAAUUCAGAGAUGCUGCGACGAGGUCUCACACUGACCGAACAUCUGCCUCGAUCGCGAAAUGACUGCAGGAAGAAUUAUGAUUUGAUUCCCCCGAUCUUUUGCGACUUUCAGCUGAACGAGACUAUAGAAGACGAGGCUUGUGGAUUUUGCAGUGUCCAUCAAAAGAAACCUACGAUAGAUUCGUUCUUUUUGGAUAUUCCUCCAUUGAAGCGGCGGCCACUGAUGCAUAUCGACGAUGAUUGCYUCRAUAGAAACCGAACGCUGACUGAUGUCGACAAAUUUGGUUUGUGUGACCACAAAAGCGAUAGUAAAUAGAGUUGACCUUAAUGCCUGCUCUGUGGAGAAAAUGAUUGGUCGCCACACAGUAACCU